Camelina sativa (false flax) is the source of this 1544-nucleotide messenger RNA. RefSeq names its product developmental protein SEPALLATA 2-like. Lineage: Eukaryota; Viridiplantae; Streptophyta; Magnoliopsida; Brassicales; Brassicaceae. Gene Ontology annotation, molecular function: DNA-binding transcription factor activity; RNA polymerase II transcription regulatory region sequence-specific DNA binding; protein dimerization activity. Gene Ontology annotation, cellular component: nucleus. Gene Ontology annotation, biological process: positive regulation of transcription by RNA polymerase II. The record is from RefSeq and is a predicted model, not a curated record.
AAAGAGAGAGAGAGAGAUAGUGUGAAUGGAACACACCAAACCCUAAUGAUCUCUCACCCUCACAAUUUUUUCUUAUCUUUAUAGCUUUUUUAUAGAUUCACAAAAACUUUUCUUCAGAUUCACAACCUCAUCACACACACAACAACCCUUAUAAAAAAAAGAAAAGAUCUAAAGAAAAUAAACAAGAGCCCUAAUAUAUCAAAUCAAAAACCAAACCAGAGAAAGCUAAAGUUUCCUCUUUUUUUAUUUUCCGAUCCUCUAUACAUAUUCCUGAUCUUCUUUUCUUGUUCUUGAAAAAAAAAAAAACUAGGGUUUACUUACUUAUCCAAAAGAUACGAUCUUUUCCCCCCAGAAAAAGUCAUGUUUGUGUGUGUCUGUAUAUAGAUAAAACAUUGCAUACCCUUAUUAGGUUACACAUAUAUAUAUAUAUAUCAUCUAUAAAAAAAGAAGAAAAUUAGAAUUUUGUUUUUUUUUGGGGUGGGGAAAUUAAGUUAAAAGAUGGGAAGAGGAAGAGUAGAGCUGAAGAGGAUAGAGAACAAAAUCAACAGACAAGUGACGUUUGCUAAGCGUAGGAACGGUCUGUUGAAAAAAGCUUAUGAGCUUUCUGUACUCUGCGAUGCUGAGGUCUCUCUCAUCGUUUUCUCCAACCGUGGCAAGCUCUACGAGUUCUGCAGCACCUCCAACAUGCUUAAGACACUGGAAAGGUACCAGAAGUGCAGUUAUGGCUCAAUUGAAGUCAACAACAAACCUGCCAAAGAACUUGAGAACAGCUACAGAGAGUAUUUGAAGCUGAAAGGUAGAUAUGAAAGUCUGCAGCGUCAGCAGAGAAAUCUUCUUGGAGAGGACCUUGGACCUCUGAAUUCAAAGGAGCUAGAGCAGCUUGAGCGUCAACUAGACGGCUCUCUGAAGCAAGUUCGCUGUAUCAAGACGCAGUAUAUGCUUGACCAGCUAUCUGAUCUUCUAGGUAAAGAGCAUAUCUUGCUUGAAGCCAACAGAGCUUUGUCAAUGAAGCUGGAAGAUAUGAUCGGCGUGAGACAUCACAAUAUAGGAGGAGCAUGGGAAGCCGGUGAUCAACACAAUGUUGCCUAUGGGCACCAUCAGGCUCAUUCUCAGGGACUAUACCAAUCUCUUGAAUGUGAUCCCACUUUGCAAAUCGGGUAUGGCCAUCCAGUGUGUUCAGAGCAAAUGGCUGUAACGACGCAAGGUCAGUCCCAACCAGGAAACGGCUACAUCCCUGGCUGGAUGCUAUGAGUGAUACUUCUUCUCCCAGUAAAGAUCUGAAGCAAGUACUGGUGGGGUCUUGGCGUGAGGUCUUAGAUCUUAUGCAUAUGAAUAAGAAUGAAUAGUUAUGAAUUUUGUGUUUAUGUAUGCACAACAAGACUUUGAUUUGUAGACAUAAGUGGCUAUAGCUGUGAUACCCUUCCAUAUUUCUCUUCUGUUUCAGACGUCAGGAGAUGUUUGUGCCUUUUGUAACCUUUGCUUAUAUAUGUAUGGAUUGUAAUGUGUGAACUGCUAAGAAUGACCAUGUCUCAUCUGUUUACUUA